AUGGCGACAUCAAGAGUGGCACUUCCAAGUGCACCUGGGCCUUCAUCCUGCGGUGAGUCCGGCAAUUUCACACUCACUUUUGACGACACAGUUGUCGGCGAUGACGAUCAAGUCCUACUUGUCGCCAAUGGCAUGCACAACCCCUAUCAUCACCUCUUCUACGCCAACGGAUACACAUACAUACCCGAUAUGUGGGAGCCAUAUGCUUCUAUUUCGCAGCCCAACAUCGCCAUGUUCUUGCCUUUGACCGGAACUCUCCUUCCCAACACUCCAUUUGCAGGCACGCUGCUGCCAGGCGAGCUCGGUGCUGGACCACGGGCUCCAGUGAACGCGUACUGGUUCAACGCGUACUCUGCAUAUUUCGGAUGUGCUUUGAAUGGUCUCACACCUUGCACGCUACGGAUUUCAGGCUAUCGCUAUGACUCGACACUUCAGAGGGAGGUCCUUGUUGCAGAACAGAAUGCAACACUUCCAGCAUGUUGGGGCUACAUCAACUGUCGGCUGACGCAGAUCAUCUUCAGCGACCAGUUCCAGGCACUCUCGGGCAUCCAGUUCAAGGCGUACACAUACAACCUGAAUAUACCGCAGGUGCACAUGAUGGACAAUCUGCAGAUGGAGUGGUACAACAACACAUGCUCGGCGGGCAUACUGCGCAUUGGACAUAGCUAG
Molecule: messenger RNA, 669 nt
Organism: Pyrenophora tritici-repentis Pt-1C-BFP
Lineage: Eukaryota; Fungi; Ascomycota; Dothideomycetes; Pleosporales; Pleosporaceae
Source: RefSeq, a predicted model, not a curated record